AACAAACCAUGGGCUCUGAUCUCAGAAGUGGGAAAACAAGGUUACAUUGAAGAGGUCAGAGACAUACUGGAAGAAUACUUCCAUCUCAUCUGCCACAAAGACUUCCUUCAAAACUCUCUGGUGCUCGGGCCAAAGAUCCAGGCCAUUUUGAUGUGGAAUACCCGCCCAGCAGCAGAGCCUUCACUGCUCAGUUUGCUUCCCUCGCUGAAGGUAGUCUCCAGCGGCGGAGUGGGCAUCGACCACCUGAAUGUGCCGUACAUCACUAGUCUGGGAGUGAAGGUGACCAACACGCCAGGUGUAGUGAGCGAUGCCACUGCAGACAUCGCGAUGGCUCUGCUUCUGGCAUCGGCACGCAGAAUCGUUGAAGGUCACCAAAUAGCUGUAGACUCCAACAUUACCUGUAAACCACUAGACCUGAUGGGAGUGGAGGUCACAGGGUCGACUCUGGGGAUUAUUGGAAUGGGAGACAUCGGCUGCAAAAUUGCACAAAGAGGCAAAGGAUUUGAUAUGAAGAUCCUCUAUCACAACAGGAACCGGAGGAGUUUUGAAGAUGAGCAGGCGGUUGGUGCCAGUUACCGGGAGAACAUGGACAACCUGCUGAAAGAGUCAGACUUUGUCAUGCUGGCGGUCAACCUGACCCCUGAGACCACAGACCUGAUAAGCCACAGAGAGCUCUCCCUCAUGAAACCCACGGCAACUCUAGUCAACAUCAGCAGAGGUCUGGUUGUGGAUCAGGAUGCUUUAGUCAAAGCUUUGAAGUCUGGAAGAAUUCGUGCAGCGGCAUUAGAUGUGACUCACCCUGAACCAUUACCAAGGGAUCAUCCUCUCCUCGGCCUUCCUAAUGUGCUGAUCACCCCCCACGUUGGCACCAACACUAUCGCUACAACAAGAAAGAUGGUGCUGAUGAUGGUAGACAACGCGUUGGCUGUACUGAAUGGCCAUGUUGUUCCAAAUGAAGUCAAACCAAAAUGACUUCCCUGAUGGUCCCUCAUCGUUCUGUAUUUAGAAGUGUUUUCCAAAUGAACACAUUAAAUACUUUAGUUUUUACCGGUUUACUUGUUCUGUAACAAUCCGCCAUCAUUACUUUGAUAUUAAACAUAAUAGUUCUUAGUUUUUAUGUUACUAUUAGCUCAUGGAUACAUUUGCACAUGUUUAAUAUAACUUUGCUCAAUUAAAAUCACACUGAGUUCA
Pseudoliparis swirei is the source of this 1191-nucleotide messenger RNA. RefSeq lists its product as uncharacterized. The record is from RefSeq and is a predicted model, not a curated record. The transcript is spliced from 5 exons. The annotation marks the transcript as partial. Gene Ontology annotation, cellular component: cytosol. Gene Ontology annotation, molecular function: hydroxypyruvate reductase [NAD(P)H] activity; NAD binding; glyoxylate reductase (NADPH) activity. NCBI's taxonomy places the organism in Eukaryota, Metazoa, Chordata, Actinopteri, Perciformes, Liparidae.